UCGACCGCUGGUGUGGCGGUCAUGACUUGGCGGUCGCCAGUGUAGGUGCGAACGCGCGUUCGGAAGGCUGAGGACCUGUACGUCCCAAGUGUCAGACACCACGCCUCUGCCUCCUACACCUCCCGCUGCCCCUCACACCAGCCUGGGCACCAACCCAAGUAUAUUCCGGUCCUUAAAAGUGCAAUCUGGAGGUUGUGAGGAGGCCUGUGUAGUGACGCGCGAGGAAAUAGAGAAAUAAAAGCACUGGUGAUAUUUAGUUGUAGCGUGCAAGGAAGUUUUUGGGUGGUGUCGUGCGAGUGUUGAGUGGAGGAGCACCUUGGUGACACCCAAGCAUGUUGGUGGAGCGGUGUGGGGCGUGAGGCGCCGGGGCGGUGGAGGUGUAGUGUGUAUACCAGGCCCCCUCAAGCACCUGCCUCAUGCGAUUCGAAAACCUGCAGGAGCUGGGCCACCUUGUCAACUCGCCGCCGCUCAACUCCCCCCCUCCUCCUAUCACCCCCCAGGGCCCGGCAGGCAGCAUGGCAUACCAUCCGUUCCUCCUUCAGAGACCCACCGACUUCAGCGUUAAUUCCCUCCUGACGCAGUCGCCGUCAUACCUGCCGACGCUGGGGUUGCCGGCAGCGGCGGCGGCGGCAGCAGCGGCGGGCUCUCCAAACCCAUAUAGUUUGUUGCCCAAAUUCCCGGCUCACCUCGGCCACCCUUUCACCACCGCUGAGGACGUCCUAUCGCAGUCACAUGUGCGACCCAUUCGCUCUCUCAUGCCGGAGGAGGACGGUGUUGUGGACGACCCAAAGGUCACCCUCGAGUGCAAGGAUUUAUGGGAGAAGUUUCACAAGCUAGGCACCGAAAUGGUUAUCACCAAGUCUGGCAGGCAAAUGUUUCCUCAGGUGAAAUUUAGAGUAUCCGGACUGGACCCGAAGGCGAAGUACAUCCUGCUGCUUGACAUCGUGGCGGCUGAUGACUGUAGAUAUAAGUUCCACAACAGACGUAUGUUUCCUGCCUACAAAGUUCGGGUCUCUGGGCUUGACAAAAAAGCCAAAUACAUCUUACUUAUGGACAUCGUAGCAGCCGAUGAUUGCCGCUAUAAGUUCCAUAACAGCAGGUGGAUGGUAGCCGGUAAGGCGGACCCGGAAAUGCCCAAGAGAAUGUAUAUCCACCCUGACAGUCCAGCCACGGGGGAACAGUGGAUGCAGAAGGUGGUCUCAUUCCACAAGCUAAAACUCACCAACAACAUCACCGACAAACACGGCUUCGGCGGUGCGGAGGCUAAGACGAUCCUCAACUCCAUGCACAAGUACCAGCCACGCUUCCACCUGGUGAGAGCCAACGACAUCCUCAAGCUGCCCUACUCCACCUUCAGGACCUACGUGUUCAAGGAGACUGAGUUCCUAGCCGUCACCGCCUACCAGAAUGAGAAGAUCACGCAGCUGAAGAUCGACAACAACCCCUUCGCCAAGGGCUUCCGUGACACUGGUGCUGGCAAGCGGGAGAAGAAUUCUACUUUCUACAGGAAUGUGGUGAUGAGCCGGACCUCAGACGAGCAGAAAAUCGACCACCAGAUCGCGCUGCCAAACAUCCGCAACUACCCCGACAACGCCGCACCCAUGGACUCCGAGAACCAUAAAGACGACGACGACGAUGACGAGCGCCUGGACGUGGUGGGGACGACGGACUCUCACAGCGACGCGGCUCACGAGUUAAUGGAUUCAGACGUGUCAGGCGAGGAGACCAACAACAACGCCGCCGAUGAAUCUGGUCGAGACUCCGUCAAGCGGAAGAGCGAUCUAGACUCCGAUAUGGACGAUCCAAACUCACUCUCGGUGCUGAAGAAGGUGGCGCCGGAGAAAGAAGAACCUUCAGGUUCUGGCGGAUCUGAUCCCACUCCCAAUAUUAGCGUUGGUCCGCCCUUCCAGCCUCCUCAUCUGCUGCCCUACCUGUAUCCCCACGGCCUAUACCCCGGCGCGGCGCAAAGCCUGGCGGGGCUUCACGGCCUCAUGCUGCCUGGCUCCUCAGGCACAGGACUCAGCCCGCCUUCCCUUCCGCUGCCGCUGCUUGGGUCUGGUUCAGGCGCGCCACCGCAUGGGUCCUCGCCGCUCUCCCCUCCCACCUCGCUGCCUGUAGCCCACAACCUUCUCCUUGCCCACAACUUACUGGCGGGCGCAGGUCACCACCUCCUAGGAUCCCACACCUACCAAGGACUGGCGGGACUGGCGGUGUCCUCAGCGGGCGGCAGCGGGUGUGGCGGCACCAGCUCUCUCAGCGCCGCGCCGCCCACAUCCUCCUCGCCCGCCGCCCCCUCCCCACUCCUGCCUGAUCGCCUCAAACCGCCUCGCUUCACGCCCUACUUGGCCUCCUCCACCGCUGCUUCCCUCUCCUCCAUGUUGUCCUCAUCAUUGUCAUCAUCACUGUCGUCGUCCUGCCUCACGCCCACACUCUCGUCCUCCCUGCUGGGCGAGACGACCCUGGGAGGCUCCUCAGCAUUCCAAGCGGUGAGUCCCAAGGCGGGGUCACGGCUGGAGGAGGGUGUGCGUCGCACCGCCGCUCACUCCGUCUCUGCCGCCCACGCCGCUUCCGUCGCCUCCGAGCUGAAAUCAAUCGAAAAAAUGGUCAAUGGGCUCGACCGUCGUCCGGACUUACCAGAUCCACUUAAAAUGGCUGAUAAAUGAGGGCGGGCCCCCGCGUCCGCCUCAGGACACCUGCACACCCACCUAGUGGCCGUAAACGCCCUUAGCGGCGGUUCCGUCUGCUCCUCCAGUCCACUCUAGCCCCUUCCCCCCGCCGGCCCCCGUGACACACACUAACCCCUCGGGGGCCGUCGGUGCCAAGUGUUUCUCCAGGAGUAGACAGGAGUAGCGGACGCCCCACAGGCUAACCUCAGGUCAACUAAAAAAAAAACAAAAAAAAAGUGUCACAGAACCCCGGGAUUCCCCUGGGCCGGCGGGCCACCGGGAGCGCCACGAGUGCAAACAUGACGCGGGAAGCCUCCAGACGUGCACAAAACCUAGACCCGCGCUGCGUGAAGGUCGGCAGUGACCGUGUGUGUGCUGCACGUGUAUAUAGUCCGUAAAGCUACUUGAUAGUAGAGCGUAUACCAAAGAGCGGACCGACACCAGCUGUUUGCGGGUGCGUGUGUACGUGUGUGCGUGUGCGUGUAAACCAUCUUGGUUCUCUGAAAAGUGAGAUGUGAGGACGACACGGAGGCUCGGCAACGCUCAGUUUUUAGAUACCCGGAGGCAGUUGAAAGAUGCAUAUGAGGCGAGGUCAUGUGGAGACGAGAAAGGUGAGGGGCGUGGACAGUGAGCCUCGGACCUCCACAGUGGCAGCGAUUGUCCUGCCUCGCAACCGGUGACAUGACGGCCUCAACAGGACCUGAGGAACUAACUGGUUACGGAUAAUAAAAACAAAUAAAGUGAACUCUAUUUAAGGCAGUUUCCAGCGGCCGCCAGAGACGGCCGGUGUCAUGGAAAUAUUAUGGUGCUUUGUUUUCUCUGGGUGUCUUCUUGUUUUCAUUUUAGUAGCCUGUGGUAACCUGCGGCUUGACGGCCACGUGUGGCGCAGCCCCAUUCACUGCCGCGUCCUGCCUCUCACUAGGGCACGACGCGGGCACCCCGGGGAGCCCACACACACACACACACACACACACACACACACACACAGAUACAAUAAUACAUACAUACGUCAUGUAAUACCUAACCAUCCCUCCAAACAGCACCAAGUCAUAGACUCUCGCCUUACAACACCACAUCACACAACACUCCACCACAUCCGCACAUCAAUACAAACCACACCGUAGUACACCACAUCAACCUACCCGAUAACUAACACUUUUGUAAUACAUCAUAUUAGUACACAAGAUCACACACACACACACACACACACACACACACACACACACACACUGUCACGCAGGCCAAAUAAUGAGUAUAGGACAAGAUCAUUCAUACUACUACUAAGCUUUGCCGAACUAAAGCUCAGUGGCUAGCAGGUUAGAGACUCACACUCGAACAUAAUAUUUUCUCACAGUGGAAAAUGAAGAGAGUGAGAGAAAGUCUGAGUGAGUAACAGAGACUGAGAGAAUGGUUCUUUAUUUCCCCUGAAUAUUUUUGUCUCAUUAUUGGUGUGUGUCUGGCCACCACGACCCUCGCAUUACCGUAGUGAUCCCCGAGCGGCGGGCUGCGGCGGGUGAGGCUCCACCUGCCUCGCUUGGCCUCGAAACCCCUCAACGACCUCCUCCCCUUCUCUGUUUUUUGUCCGCCUUGCACACCCCUUUGUUUUUUGUUUAUUUGCAUUCCCUAACGGGAUCCCCGCGUCCACUCUCAGCUUGGAGCUCCACUAACAUUAACUUCACUAUCACUACGCGACUCCCUUCCGCUCUUUAUAUAUAUAUAUAUAUAUAUAUAUAUAUAUAUAUAUAUAUAUAUAUAUAUAUAUAUAUAUAUAUAUAUAUAUAUGCAUGCAUCAAAGCAUUGCGGUGACGCUGUGUGAGUUUUGAUAUGGUACAAAAAAUCUACAUAAUAUUCCCGGUGUUAUGCCCCUCUCCCCGCCACAGCCCGCAGUCCGUCGCCCCUCCAGCAGCGCCUUCGUCCCCACCUCCAAGCCGGCCUGUCAUCCUCGUGUCACAACAGUCUUCUCGACCAGCCAAUUCCUGUUUUAUGAUUUGUUCCCGUGUUUGCACGAUGGUCUAUUGACGAUGCUGGCGAGUGACAGGCGGCUGGAGGGCGCUGGCGGUUGCUCCACCCAACACUUCAUAGGCUCCUCUCAUUGGUCGCAGACCCUCACGAACCCGUGAUUCCCUUCGGACAGCCCAGUCCCUCUCCCCUGACUCCCCUGGAGACUCCCUGGCUCCGGUGCCCCAGCAGGAGUGGUAACCAUGAAGCAGUUCCACGUUUUCUUCUAAACAAAUACGUGUUAUUUUUCUCUCAUAGGAUAUCAUAUUUUUGUUUGUUAUUUUAAUUUUUAUUGCAUUUCGCGACUCAUCGGUCUUUACUUCAUUCACCUGUCAUCACAGCGCCAUUAUCACGGAGCGAACGAGAGUGAAAGAGAGAGAGUGUGUGUGUGUGUGUGUGUGUGUGUGUGUGUGUGUGUGUGUGUGUCUGGUUAGGUAGUGAAGCAACACCAACAUGAGGAGAUAUUUGCUUUCGUGACCCAUUGCUUCAUCUCAUGCCAUGUAUAUUCACUCUCAUCUCUCAUGUUUACCAUCACCUGGUCAUGACGUCACGUGUUUCUCAGUGGAUAGCUCCGUCACGCCCAGCGAGGGCCGGCUGGGUAGGGGCGCCGCGGUCUCACUUACCACCAGGAAUAAAGAAUACAAAAUAAUGUUAGGACUAAAGAAAUUGUUGCAUCUGAAAUAUUGUCGUUUACGAAAUUCCACAUUGGCUCUCGGUAUUUGGAAUGAGUGACAGUGCUACUCUUCACACAGUAGAGCUGCAUUUCGUCUACUUAUUCGGCCCACAUUACUGCACGGCCCCUCCUUCAAGGCCUCGGGUGUCGUCGGCCGGGGCACGUCGGUGGUACAGACCGUGAGAAUAGCUCUGGAUAAUAUUAAUUGAUAGUUACGUGUAUUUAUUUGGUUAUUCUGAUGUAAAUAACAAUUAUGUUCUGGUCAUGUCUGUAUUGUAUGAAAAUAUACUCUUUUUGAAGAAAA
Portunus trituberculatus (swimming crab) is the source of this 5641-nucleotide messenger RNA. RefSeq names its product optomotor-blind protein-like (gene bi). The coding region runs from base 417 to 2663 and encodes 748 amino acids. The transcript is spliced from 9 exons. Gene Ontology annotation, biological process: cell fate specification; regulation of transcription by RNA polymerase II; positive regulation of DNA-templated transcription. Lineage: Eukaryota; Metazoa; Arthropoda; Malacostraca; Decapoda; Portunidae. Gene Ontology annotation, molecular function: RNA polymerase II cis-regulatory region sequence-specific DNA binding; DNA-binding transcription factor activity, RNA polymerase II-specific. The record is from RefSeq and is a predicted model, not a curated record. Gene Ontology annotation, cellular component: nucleus.